Molecule: messenger RNA, 642 nt
Organism: Lactuca saligna
Lineage: Eukaryota; Viridiplantae; Streptophyta; Magnoliopsida; Asterales; Asteraceae
Source: the annotation of a GenBank genome assembly
AUGAUGGAAAGAUUCUAUAAUCUGAAGGAAGAAGGACAGAAAUGGGAUAAUGAAAUAUGUCCAGCAGCAAUUAAGAAGAUGGAAGCAUUUGGUGAAACUAUAAAGACCUGGUAUGUUCAUCCUAGCAGGGUAACUGCUUUUGAAGUGAGGAAUGGUUUUUACUCUUAUGGUGUUGACUUACAAGAGUAUACUUGUACUUGUAAUUUGUGGGCUAUAUCAGGGAUACCUUGUGUACAUGCCCAAGCUGCCAUUAUGUAUACACAACAAGAUCCUGUGAGCUACAUUAGUAGUUGGUUUAGUAAAGAGAAAUAUAUGUUAACAUAUGGUUGUAACAUACUACCAGUCAAUGGUAGCAAUAUGUGGGUGGAAGCUCCUUAUCCAAAGCCCCUCCCACCUAUUGAAAGAAGGAUGCCAGGAAGACCAGCCAUCAAGAGAAAGAGGCAUGUUUCUGAACAUGAGGACAAGUUUUCACAAGUAUCAUCUAAGGGCAUAACUGUCCAAUGUACAAACUGCCAGCAAAAGGGUCAUAAUAAAGUCUCUUGCAAAAAUCUCAAGGUGAUCCCUGAACCAAAACCAAAGAAGAAAAUGGGAAGGCCUAAGUUGGAUCCUAAUCUUAUCCAUUGGAGAAGAGGUGGAACAUGA